Molecule: messenger RNA, 1998 nt
Organism: Epinephelus moara (kelp grouper)
Lineage: Eukaryota; Metazoa; Chordata; Actinopteri; Perciformes; Serranidae
Gene: inaa
Product: internexin neuronal intermediate filament protein, alpha a
Exons: 5
Coding region: 4-1371 (455 amino acids)
Biological process (GO): intermediate filament organization
Cellular component (GO): intermediate filament; postsynaptic intermediate filament cytoskeleton; cytoplasm
Molecular function (GO): structural constituent of postsynaptic intermediate filament cytoskeleton
Source: RefSeq, a predicted model, not a curated record
AAUAUGAGCCACGGAGACCGUUACACUUCUUCAUCCUACCGGAAGAUUUUCGGGGAUUCUCCCAAGUUCCCCAUCUCCUCCUCUCGCAUGGGCAGCGCCUCUCCUCGGAGCACCCCUGGGCUCAGGUCCAUGGCUGCGUCCCGCAACAGCGCGACCUCCAUGAGCCUGUACAGACGGGUCGGCCGGUCCGCCUCUUACUCUCCGGUGCCCACCGACUCCCUCGACUUGACCCAGACCUCCGUGGUCAACAGUGAGUUCAAAGUCGUCAGAACUAACGAGAAGGAGCAGCUGCAGGGUCUCAAUGAUCGCUUUGCCAUGUUCAUCGAUAAAGUUCGGCACCUGGAGCAGCAGAAUAAGAUGUUGGAGAUGGAGCUGGUGACGCUGCGGCAGAAGCAGGGCGAGCCAUCCCGUGUCGCUCAUCUCUACCAGCAGGAGCUGAGGGAGCUGCGGUCACAGGUGGAGGAUCUAAACAGGGACAAGAACCGCAUCCUGAUCCAGAAGAACAACUUUGAGGAUGAGCUGCAGAAGCUCAGUGUGAAGUUUGAUGAGGAGGUGAGGGCACGGGAGGAAGCUGAGCAAACCUUGAGAGCCUUCAGGAAGGAUGUGGAUGAUGCCACAACCGUUCGCCUGGACCUGGAGCGCCGUGUGGAGUCGCUGAUGGACGAAAUCUCCUUUAUGAGGAAAGUGCACGAUGAGGAGAUCCAGGAGCUGAGCAGCAUGAUGGAGGAGCAGCAGGUCUCUGUGGAGCUCGAGCUCGCCAAGCCAGAUCUAACCUCAGCUCUGAAGGAGAUCCGCAACCAGUACGAAUCCAUCGCCUCCAAAAACCUGCAGUCGGCCGAGGAGUGGUACAAGAGCAAGUUUGCCAGCCUCAGUGAGCAGGCCACCAGGAGCAACGAGGCCAUGAGGGCCAGUCGGGAGGAGAUCAGUGAGUUCAGGAGGCAGCUGCAGUCCAAGACCAUCGAGAUAGAAACCCUGAGGGGCGCCAAUGAGUCUCUGGAGAGGCAGAUCGCAGAGAUGGAGGAUGGACACAACUCUGAAGUCUCAGCACUGCAGGACACUAUUUCCCACCUGGAUAAUGAGCUGAGGAACCUUAAGGGUGAGAUGGCCCAGCACCUGAGAGAGUAUCAGGACCUGCUCAAUGUCAAGAUGGCCCUGGAUAUAGAGAUCGCUGCCUACAGGAAACUGCUGGAGGGGGAGGAGACCCACUUUAACUCAGGGAUGUCGUUUGGCACUGCCAGCUUCAGCUACCAGCCUCGAGCCACCGCCAGCUCCUCCAGGAGCAGCCAUAAGGAGAAAGAAGGGGCCAAGAAGGAAAGCUUCAAGGAGAGCGGUGAGGACAAAGAUGAGGCAGACAUCAACUCCAACAACUGAAGGAAGAAUGGCAGAGGAAUCUGGAGACUGUAGUUCAUAGUCACAUACUGUGUUUAUUAAGGGAAACACUACAACAAAUGUUUUAGAUUUAGAGUUGAAAGUCCCAGUAUUUAGAUGAUAUUUGGACUCUAAAACUUAUUGCAUUUUCUUAGGGUAAAAUGUUUGUCAGUAAAAAUGUAAGUCUCUGACACUAAAAAAACUGACCUCUAUAUCUAGACCAAAUGUACUGUAUGUCUCCAGAGGAAAUGAACAUGUUGCAAAUAUUAUGGUAAAUAUGUGACCAGGUAUCAAAUGCUACACAAAUCAAUUUCCAUUUUGGUGCUGUGAAAAUGCACUAAAACCUGUGUGACAGGUGAGAAAAAAAACUCAGAUACUAAACCAAACUUAAUUUCAUAGUUCAACUUCUCUGUUGUUUUGGCAUGUUUUAACAAACUAUGAAGUUAGUUAAGACUGUAUCCGUAAUUUGUGUAGAGAUGUUUCCCCCCUUGCUGACAUUAUCAGAUAGAUCAUGUUUUAUUACCACAUACACAAUGUUUUAGGCGUGAAAACUAUUAAACACAUCAGAUACUACAAGUAGUCCAGGUCCAGUGGAAAACUGUUGGUUCAGCUGCACUCAAUAAUGGAUGA